Cyprinodon tularosa is the source of this 2784-nucleotide messenger RNA. RefSeq names its product protein kinase, AMP-activated, beta 1 non-catalytic subunit, a (gene prkab1a). The transcript has 8 exons. Bases 147 to 956 code for a protein of 269 amino acids. The record is from RefSeq and is a predicted model, not a curated record. Gene Ontology annotation, cellular component: nucleus; cytoplasm; nucleotide-activated protein kinase complex. Gene Ontology annotation, molecular function: protein kinase binding. Lineage: Eukaryota; Metazoa; Chordata; Actinopteri; Cyprinodontiformes; Cyprinodontidae. Gene Ontology annotation, biological process: signal transduction.
GAUGGGGGGCGUAUUUGUUUAGCUUGACCCCUUUUUUUUUUUUUUUACUGUUAUGCUUUUAGUAAUCAUCGAAAUGGAGCCAGUGAAACGCCAGCAGGUGCGACGGUUCUGAGUGACCUUUUGACGGCCUACAAGAAGACAAAGCCAUGGGGAAUACAAGCAGUGAGAGGGCUGCUCUGGGCCAUGGGGAGAAGGCCCAACGGAGAGACAGCCGGGGAAUCAAAGACGGGGAGAGGCCCAAAAUCCUCAUGGACAGCCCAGAGGAUGCAGAUAUCUUUCAUGGAGAAGACAUGAAGGCUCCUCUUGAGAAAGAGGAGUUCCUUGCAUGGCAGCAGGACAUUGAAGCAGAAGAUAAAGACCCAGCUGUAGACAGACCAACAGUUUUUCGCUGGACAGGGGAUGGAAAAGAGGUCUUCAUAUCGGGAUCUUUUAACAACUGGGCAAAUAAAAUCCCCCUCAUCAGAAGUCAGAAUACAUUUGUGGCAAUUGUGGAUCUACCUGAGGGAGAACAUCAGUACAAGUUCUAUGUAGAUGGCCAGUGGACCCAUGACCCAACAGAACCUAUUGUGACCAGCCAGCUUGGCACCGUUAACAACAUCAUCCAGGUGAAGAAAACAGACUUUGAGGUGUUCGAUGCUCUGAUGGUGGAUUCACAGAAAUCUUCUGAUGUUUCAGACCUGUCCAGCUCUCCCCCUGGUCCAUAUCAUCAGGACUCUUAUGUUCCUAAACAGGAUGAAAAAUUUAAGUCUCCGCCAAUACUCCCCCCUCACCUCCUCCAAGUCAUCCUCAACAAAGACACCGGAAUAUCUUGUGACCCUGCAUUACUUCCAGAGCCAAAUCAUGUUAUGCUCAAUCAUCUUUAUGCUCUUUCAAUUAAGGAUGGGGUGAUGGUCCUGAGUGCGACACAUCGCUAUAAGAAGAAGUAUGUCACUACUUUAUUGUAUAAACCCAUCUGAUGGACUCCUGUUCCCCUCAGCAGUGUGUGUGCUAACUGUACACCAAGUGUGCAAGAUAUUUCUUCCAAGCUUUUCUUUUUCUUCCAUGGAAUAUGAAAUUAGACAAAACUUGUCUUAUACCCAGUGCUGUUGUUACCUUUUUACUCUAAGUUGAGUUGAGAUGAAGGAAGGACUUAGAAAUAUUUGAUUUUUAUAAAAUGUAAACAUAAUCACUCCCACAAAUGUUAAUGCUUUUCAGUUAGAAAGAUAAGAUAGUAUGGAUAAUGAUAUUUUAUAUAAAUAUGCUUUGAGAGGUCAUAUUAUUUAUGACAUCAUCUUAUGCUUUAUCGAUUUCUGAGAUUAGCAACGCUAUAUUCUGUUAUAGCUGAACUUGUUACAGAGGUGCUUUAAAAUGUAUAUGAAAUCAGUUCAACAUAAAUUAUUAAAGCACAACCUCUUUUUUUUUCCUUUCAAAGAGUUUUGAAUCCUGAGGCUAGCAUUUAAUCAAAAGGAGAAAUCGAUGUGUCAGUGUUUUCAAUCUAUGGGAAAACAGACAGGUACAGAUUGGCAUAAUGAAGGAACAUCAAAGUCUUCACAAGCAGCAAAGUAGAUUACUUAGAACCUUAGACUGAGAGUUGUUCAAUCUUAGGCUAAAGCCUCUGAUCUGUUUUUUUUUGUAUCACUUCUAUACUCCACUGACUUAAGAAUUGUGAGCAAUCGGCCAUUUCUACUGACUUGGAUCCAGCCCCCUCAAAAGUAAGAAUCCAAUACCUUCGGAAAGAAGCCAUGCGUAGGUUGAAUGCUCAAAGCAACACAGUGAGCAAUACUGCGAAGGUUGCACAAAGUAAACCCACUAUUCUCCAAAGAGAUUAUUGCUUGUUUGUGCUGUUUGUUAAAAUUUGCAUUGACACAUAAAAUAUAAAACCGUAUAGUUUAAAGACAAUAUUCCCUCUGCUUGAGAAUAGAAAGGAAAGAAAAACCAAAACAGAUGAUUCAUCGACAAACUGAGAAAAAUGAAGAAACCUGUCUUUCCAUUUUGUUUAAUAUGGCUCAUCAAGCUUUAUAAAACAAUAAAUGCUGAAACACCUAAAAGGAAUCAACAAACACAUUUAGCUUUUAUCCAAGCACCUCUUUUUCUUACCAAAAAAUAUUAUUUUUAAAUAUGGUAAAUGAAAACUCAAUGUAAAAGGCUAAUUACAUUAUUAAAAAAACAAUGGCUCAUUUUCUAGCUUCAUUGGGUACAAACACUCUUGUAGUGUUUUGAACCUUAUAUAUCUAGUCAAAGCAUCUACCUAUGAUAAUAAAUGUACCACAUAUUGAGUUCCUCUUUCUCAAGCCUUUAUUUGUACUUUGAUUUAUGGGAGUAUGUUGCUUUCGAGGAUAGGAAUGCAAUAAGAAUUUGGUUGAACACUGAAUUGUUUUUUUUUUUAUCAAAACAAAUAACGAAAUUAAAUCAUGCUGAUAGAAAUAUCUAUAAAUUAGGUUACUGUUUUCUUUCCCAUGGUUGAGAAGACAAAAGUUACCAAUCAAGAAUAUUAACCCUUUUUGUUAUAGACUGAAAAUAUGCACUGAGGUACAGUGUGCUCUUCUGCUGUUUAUUUUGAUUGUGAAAUGUAACAUAAAGAAGAGAGUUAAUAUAUUUUAUAGAGUAUUUAGAGCUUAUCUUCUAUUUAAAUCCUAGUUGGUGUCAUUAAUUUUAUUGAUCCAGGAUAUUUAUAUUAUGUUGAUUGCCUUGAUUGGUAAAAACCAUUCCACUUGAUUUGAUGUUGGAUAUUUGCACUGAUAACAUGACAAUGUAUCACAUUUUAACUUCUGCAUGAUGAAGAGAUUAAAUGAGAUAAUAUAAAAA